AUGUCAUUAUCAAAGUUUUCUAAUCUAUUUCUUGACGAUUUACCAAUCCAUCGAUUUUCUACAAGUGAUUUAAAUGUGUAUUUACAAGACAUCAUCAAUCAACUUUUACAUAUUAAAGAAUCUGAAGAUCCAACAUUUCCAGUGGAGACGAUGAACAUAUUAGUUGACUUACCAAAUAAAUAUGUGGACUCAAUAGAAUUUCUUAAUUUUACACGUGGGUUGUAUAAAGAAUCAACUUUAUUGUAA
This is a messenger RNA of Schistosoma curassoni, 246 nucleotides long. The record is from the annotation of a GenBank genome assembly. Lineage: Eukaryota; Metazoa; Platyhelminthes; Trematoda; Strigeidida; Schistosomatidae.